GUACCGACUCCAGUAAAAACAUCAGGAGAGGGGCAUUCGAGAGGAGCACUACCCUGAUUGGCUGGGACAGAGCCCAGUUGAGCCUCUGCAUCACUGCUCCUGCUGCAGCUGCACUGUGGUAGAGCGCGUUUUCAGAGCAAGGCCAAAGCCUGCAGGGCCAAAGCGCUCAGACGUCACCUUCCAGAGAGAUCCCCAGCAGAUUCGGCAUGGCCUCCCCCUCUCUCCCCCUCCCCUCUCUACCCCCGAGCCCGCUGGCCAUGGAGUACCUUAACGAUUUCGACCUACUCAAGUUCGAAGUCAAGCCAGACACCCCUCCGCUCCCAGCUCCCUAUCCCAAAACCACACCCACCAGGGGCCCCUCCAGCCCCUACCCGAACCAGCCCCCCCAGGACUCCAGCCUCAGCUCCACCCCUUACAACUCCCUUCCCCCAUCCCCAACACUGAGCGACAGUCAUCCUCCCCCCUCCUCCUCUGCCUCCUCCCUCUCUCUCUCCUCUUCCUGCUCCUCCCUGUCCUUCCCUGUCCCCAACGGCUACCAGCCCAGCCUGGGCCCCACCUCCCAUCUGAACCCCAAUGCCAGCCCUGCCCCCAGCUCCACCCCUGGGACCGCCCCCGGUCACUGCUCCGCCCCCGCCUCUUUGGAGGAUCUGAUCUGGUUGGCGGCUCUGCAGCAGCAGUUUGGGGGCGACUGUGGGGGCCAGGUGUCGGUGCUGGGGGCCCUGGGAGGGGGAGCAGAAAGGGGGGACAGAGAAAGGGGCCCAGCGGGGGCAUUCCUGGGGUGUGAGGACGCUGUGGAGGCCCUGCUCAACUCGGCGGCAGCGGCAGUCAGCUCGCAGUUCCCCAUGCUGGCUCAGGGCUCCAGCUCCACCCUGCAAGACUCCAGCAGCGACAGCGGAGGUGACGUCUCCUGCUCCAAAUCAGCAGACAUGUGCCACCGUGCCCCCCUCCUCUUCCUGUCCCCGAAUGCCUCCUCCCUCCCUAACGCCCCAAACUCCACCCCCUACCCGCAACCCCCCAGCCCCCAGAGCCGACUUCAUCACCAUCAGCCUCACCACCAUCACCACCACCACCCGCACCACCCACUGCACGGCCACCAUCAUCACCAUCAUCAUCAUCACCUCCAGCUCACGCAGUGUGGACUGGAGGAACGCUUUUCAGACGAGCAGCUGGUCAGCCUGUCGGUGCGGGAGCUGAACCGCCACUUACGUGGCGUCAGUAAGGACGAAGUGGUGCGUCUGAAACAGAAACGGCGCACGCUGAAGAACCGCGGCUACGCCCAGUCCUGCCGCUACAAACGCCUGCAGCACCGGCACGCGCUGGAGUCUGAGAAGCAUGUCCUCACCCAGCAGUUGGAGCAGUUGCAGUGUGAGCUCACUCGUGUUCUCAGGGAAAGAGACGCCUACAAGUCUCGUUACGAAAAGCUCGUCAGCACGAACGAGGCUCCGCCCACACAAGCCAACCGCCCCGCCUCGCCUCCCGACUACUUCAUGUGAGGUCACCCCGCAGGGAUAAGGGGGAGAGCAAGAGAUCAGCUGAAUUAAGGCAAUCAGAGAGGAGUCACACCCUGAUAGUGAUU
This is a messenger RNA of Megalops cyprinoides (Indo-Pacific tarpon), 1576 nucleotides long. Its product is annotated as transcription factor Maf-like. The coding region runs from base 207 to 1493 and encodes 428 amino acids. Gene Ontology annotation, cellular component: nucleus. Gene Ontology annotation, biological process: regulation of transcription by RNA polymerase II. NCBI's taxonomy places the organism in Eukaryota, Metazoa, Chordata, Actinopteri, Elopiformes, Megalopidae. The record is from RefSeq and is a predicted model, not a curated record. The transcript has 4 exons. Gene Ontology annotation, molecular function: RNA polymerase II cis-regulatory region sequence-specific DNA binding; DNA-binding transcription factor activity, RNA polymerase II-specific.